Messenger RNA from Aspergillus sclerotioniger CBS 115572, 1396 nucleotides. RefSeq lists its product as uncharacterized. The record is from RefSeq and is a predicted model, not a curated record. The transcript is spliced from 2 exons. The coding region runs from base 8 to 1396 and encodes 462 amino acids. Lineage: Eukaryota; Fungi; Ascomycota; Eurotiomycetes; Eurotiales; Aspergillaceae.
CACCAUCAUGGAUGACUUCGCCCUAAAAAAUACCUUCAACAAAACAACACACUACACCGAAGAAAACGCCAACGCUGCUAUCCGCGGUGAACGAGUUCCUCCCUGCGUAUGCCACCCCGCAUUACGACUUUGUCUGGUACGGGGAAUCCGGUAUAGUCCCGGGUUCGCAACCGAACUCCAAUGCAAAUAUGACCGUCAGGGACUGUUUACUCGGGCAAUUAACGCUCGAAGAAUCAUGAGUAAUGAGAUCCCUGAGAUGACAAAUGGGCGAGAUACCCCGUAUUGUAUCUGGUAUCCGGAAACCGCUACUGAAGAUUCCUACAGAAGAUUGGUAUCGCGAUACCCUCAUCUCAAGUACCAUGUUGGUCGAGCGUGCGCUGUGGCUGGCUACAUGGACCUCUACAAGGAGCUGGAUCUCUUGCCAGAUGUACAUAUUGCCGAAGAGGCGAGGGAUAAUAACCGCAUGGCUAUAUUUGAUCUCAUCAUGGCGAGUCCGAUCAGGUAUAGUGUUAUGAAUGACUAUACCCGCAGUGUUGAUCUUCAACAUCCAACAGUAUGCUAUGUGUGUGGUCUCAACAGCGAUACAGCUGUACGGUCCUUUUUAGAACAGAAGCAGAAACAUGCCAAAUCACAGGAUAAUGGAGUCUUCUUCCCGUUACAUUUCGGAUAUAGAUCUCACUACUGGAAUAUCACCGAGGAUUUGAAUAUCGGCGAAUUUACAUCGGAGAAACCGCCGCCCGAGGAUGUGUCUCGGUUUCUGUACACUCCUCUUCCGGCUGAUUUGCCUCCGAUGAACAAGGAUUUAUUGAUAUUGAUGGCCGCAUGGAGUGGAGACAUCGAUCGGUAUGCUCGUCUACGCCGACCAGUCAUGAUUGAAGAAGAGUUUGAAUGUGUGAUUCGAGGGGUCUACCACAACACCUUUUUCGCCAAGUGGUGGUCUCUCCAAGAACCACUCUCGGGGCGUUGGCAAAAUACAGCCCUCCAGAGUGCAAUCACGGCCCGGUUCAUUAUGAGCAAUGAUUUGUCUCGGAUACCAGCUCAAUCGUCUACAUCCAUACCUCGCCCACGGAAUCCACAUACACAAGCCUCAGACUCAACCCUCCCCUUCUGCAUCUGGUACCCCAAUCUCGCCGAACCAGAAACAUACCGCGAACUCGCCCGUCGCGAACCCCGGAUGAUCACCUCCAUGGCCCGUGCGUGCAUGAUCGCCAACUACCAAGCCAUAUACCAGAAACUAGACUUUAAACCCACCCGGGCCCUACUCUUUGAGGCUGAGCAGCGACCGGAAGAGUUCUAUACCGAGGAUCUGAACCGUCGUGCAGAACUUCAUGGGGGGAUAGUAGAGACCGAGGAGGUCUAUCCUCGCGAGACGUGGUUUCGGCAAACACGUCACUGA